CAUAAACAGACUCAAUGACUUGUUUCUAAAGACAACUUCGCACCCUUCAAAACUUUUACACCUCUCUCUCGAAACCAAGAAAUGGGUCAGGGAACUCCGGGCGGGUUGAACCGGCAAGGCCUACCGGGCGACCGAAAGCCCGACGGGAACGAUAAGAAGGAGAAGAAGUUCGAGCCGGCGGCUCCGCCGGCCCGAGUCGGUCGAAAGCAGCGCAAGCAGAAGGGUCCCGAGGCUGCGGCUCGGCUCCCGACCGUGACGCCGCUGACCAAGUGCAAGCUUCGGCUGCUGAAGCUGGACAGAAUCAAGGACUAUCUGCUUAUGGAGGAAGAGUUCGUGACAAACCAGGAGCGGCUCAAGCCGCAGGAAGAGAAAGCCGAGGAGGAUAGAUCUAAGGUCGACGAUCUCCGAGGCUCGCCGAUGAGCGUUGGGAAUCUGGAGGAGCUAAUUGACGAGAACCAUGCGAUUGUUUCGUCUUCGGUUGGGCCUGAGUACUAUGUUGGGAUUUUGUCCUUUGUAGAUAAGGACCAGCUCGAGCCUGGUUGUGCCAUUUUGAUGCAUAAUAAGGUGCUUUCUGUUGUCGGGCUUCUUCAAGAUGAAGUUGAUCCAAUGGUGUCUGUCAUGAAAGUUGAGAAAGCUCCACUGGAGUCUUAUGCUGACAUCGGCGGAUUGGAUGCCCAAAUACAGGAGAUUAAAGAAGCAGUUGAGCUCCCACUGACGCAUCCUGAACUGUAUGAAGACAUUGGUAUCAGGCCUCCUAAGGGAGUCAUAUUGUAUGGAGAGCCUGGAACUGGCAAGACCUUGCUUGCAAAGGCAGUGGCAAACUCAACAUCAGCAACUUUCUUACGUGUUGUUGGUAGUGAGUUGAUUCAGAAGUACUUGGGAGAUGGUCCGAAAUUAGUGAGGGAACUCUUUAGGGUUGCUGAUGACCUCUCACCCUCCAUUGUCUUCAUCGAUGAAAUUGAUGCAGUUGGUACAAAGAGGUAUGAUGCCCAUUCAGGUGGUGAACGUGAAAUUCAGAGGACCAUGUUGGAGUUACUGAACCAGUUAGAUGGUUUUGAUUCAAGAGGAGAUGUCAAGGUGAUCUUGGCAACAAAUAGAAUUGAGAGUCUUGACCCAGCCUUGCUUCGUCCUGGCCGAAUAGAUAGGAAGAUUGAAUUCCCUCUUCCUGAUAUCAAAACAAGGAGGCGCAUCUUCCAGAUUCACACAUCAAGGAUGACGUUGGCUGAUGAUGUCAACUUAGAAGAAUUUGUUAUGACUAAGGAUGAGUUCUCUGGGGCUGAUAUAAAGGCAAUAUGUACUGAAGCUGGUUUGCUUGCUUUAAGAGAGCGCCGUAUGAAGGUGACACAUAUAGACUUCAAGAAGGCAAAGGAAAAGGUGAUGUUCAAGAAGAAAGAAGGGGUUCCAGAAGGGCUCUAUAUGUGAUGAAAUCACCCCGCAUGUACUUUUGAAGACACAGCCGUUCUGUUUGUGUUCUGUAUUACAACUUAAAUUCUAUUUCAAGUUUCUUGUGUUUUGGUUGGAUUCAAUAUAAGUGAUGAUUAGCAUCCUUAAUUGAAAGAUGGAGGUUGUAAUACUUCAACUAUAGAAUCACGAGUGCCUUCCCUUCGGAAACCAACUAAGGCAACUCCGAUUAUUUACGUUUAUCCAUAUGCUUCAUUUCAAA
Molecule: messenger RNA, 1663 nt
Organism: Prunus mume (Japanese apricot)
Lineage: Eukaryota; Viridiplantae; Streptophyta; Magnoliopsida; Rosales; Rosaceae
Source: RefSeq, a predicted model, not a curated record